AGCUGCAGUGGCAGCUCUCCCCACCCUGACCCACUCUGAGCAUGGCCUCAAACAUUUGCAUUGUGUGUUUUUAAAAUGUGAAGAAGAUUCUUUUGGCUGUAAAGAUGAAGAGUCUGCUUUUUCUGGUGCUGAUCUCUGCCUGUUGGGCUGAACCUCACCCUGGCAACUCCAGUCUGGAGCAUGAAAGAAUUGUUCACAUUCAAGAAAAUGGGCCCCGUCUCCUGGUGGUAGCAGAGCAAGCCAAAAUCUUCUCCCACCGCGGCGGCAACGUGACCCUGCCCUGCAAAUUCUACCACGAGCACACGUCCGCCGCCGGCUCGGGAGCGCACAGGACCCGCGUCAAGUGGACCAAGCUCACCUACGACUACCUCAAGGAGGUGGACGUGUUCGUGGCCAUGGGGCACCACAGGAAGAGCUACGGCAGCUACCAGGGCAGGGUUUGGCUGCGGGAGAGCAGCGAGAACGACGCCUCGCUGGUCAUCAGCGGCCUCAGGCUGGAGGACUACGGCCGCUACAAGUGCGAGGUGAUCGAGGGGCUGGAGGACGACACGGCGGUGGUGGCCCUCAACCUGGAAGGCGUGGUGUUCCCCUACUCCCCGCGGCUGGGGCGGUACAACCUGAACUUCCACGAGGCUCAGCGUGCGUGCGCGGAGCAGGACGCGGUGAUGGCCUCCUUCGACCAGCUCUACGACGCCUGGAGGUCGGGGCUGGACUGGUGCAACGCCGGCUGGCUCAGCGAUGGCUCCGUGCAGUACCCCAUCACCAAGCCCAGGGAGCCCUGUGGGGGCAGGAACACCGUGCCUGGCGUCAGGAAUUACGGGUUCUGGGACAAGGACAAGAGCCACUACGACGUCUUCUGCUUCACGUCCAACUUCAAUGGUCGCUUCUACUACCUGAUCCACCCCACCAAGCUGACCUACGACGAGGCCGUGCAGGCGUGCCUGAAGGACGGCUCCCAGAUCGCCAAGGUGGGGCAGAUCUUCGCCGCCUGGAAGCUGCUGGGCUACGACCGGUGCGACGCGGGCUGGCUGGCGGACGGCAGCGUGCGCUACCCCAUCUCGCGGCCGCGCAAGCGCUGCAGCCCCAGCGAGGCCGCCGUGCGCUUCGUCGGCUUCCCCGACAAGAAGCACAAGCUCUACGGCGUCUACUGCUUCAGGGCCUACAACUGAGGGGCUUCACCUAGAGCGUGAAAGUUGUUUUGUUUUUUGUUUUUUGUUUUUUUUUUUAAUUUUUUUAAAUGCGUCUUUUUUUUUUUUUUUUUGUCUUCUUUUUGUUCUUUUUUUGCGUUACGAACUCACGCAAGCUACCAAAACUGUGAUAAACCUCUUUUACUUACUGUAAAGAGUAAUUUUCAUAGAAAACCUCUUUUACUUACUGUAAAGAGUCAUUUCCAUAGACACUCCCUCCCCGCAAACCCAUCGGUUUGUUUUUUUUUUGUUUUAGUGGUUUUGGGUUUUUUUUUUUUUCUUUUAUUUGUGAAAAUAUCGUUCCACAGAUGUUUUAAAUUAAUAUAAUUUAAUGGGAGCUCUAGGUAAGAAACUUUUAGAUUCAAAUUCUUUAAGCUAUGUCAUCCCAAAAAAAAAAAAUUAUAAUUUUCAUGAAUGGGGCAUGCAAUAGAGCUUGACAAUUGCUAGGGCACAAUUAUGGAGUGUAAGGCUACUCAAAGCAGAAGCUUUUAAAAGCACAGAUUUUACAUAUUUGUAGCAGUUUGAGAAACACUGCAAAUUGAUUAUGACAGGAAUUUUAAAAUAAAACAAUCUUUUUGUUAAAGGGGAUCAGUGAGGUUUCUGAAAGAAAUCUCACAACAAUAUAUGUUAGCAAAUAACUGUUUUCACUGGUUCACAUGGGAGCAACAAAGAGUUUAAUAAAAGCAGCUGAAACGGUCCACAAAAAUAGGACUAGUUUUACAGUUUCAAACCUUGCCUUUCUGAAAAAUAAGCUCAUGGUCCCAUGCAUAGGAAAAAGCACAAUUAGUUCUCUUGAACAUUUCAAUUGUGUUUUUGUUGUGUAUAAAUCAUUGAGUGAAUAAUUAACAAACAAGGAAACUCUUGUUUUCUUCUUAUCUCCAAUUUAAGAUGCCUGAGAAGUGUUGUAUUACCUUUGAGUAGCUUUACUGAGCUAUUUUUAAACUCUUAAAGGCCAUUUGCUAAGCAGCAUAAUAGCAUCUACUCAGGGCAGUUGUAUAAAUGAACUGCUGGACAGAGAAAUUGUAAACUUUAGCAGCUUGAUUUUACAUUAGCCUUUGAAAUGUUAUUGUCUUAAUUAAAGAACGUUACAAUAUUUAAUAUUUCUUAGCUAUUUACACAUCACAUGAAAUAAAAAUAAGAAAAAAAAAUAUUUAAAGUGGUGAAGUCUAAGCAAAGACUAUUAGACAAAAUCUGAAACCAGCCAUUGAGUUUUAGAAGAGAAAAAGAAAAAAAAAACAUAACACUUCAUUUCCUUUCAUCUUACUUGUAUCUAAAAAGUACAUCUGUUUUUUAAACUAUCAGUGAAAUAAUAUAGUAUCGCUAGCCCUGAAUUAUUUAGUUAGUCCUCCUUAGAGUUAACAGAAAAUAAAGCUAUUGAAAUACUUAUUUUCACUGAAUCUGCAGUGGUCUAGGUGGAAGAUGUUUACCUAAAUCUGCCAGUGUCAGAGAAAAACACUCACUGUGCAUGGUGCCUAGGAUUUUCAGAGCUGCCUAAAGCACUAGGUCCUCCCUAAAUACCAGUUGGAGGGAAUUUGGGAUUUCUAAUGCAAACUCACUUUGGAUGCAGCAAUUCUUGGUGCUCAUCUUCAGAUACCUUAAUGCAACCAGUUUUUCAGAGAGCAGGUGCUCGAGGCUUUCUGAAAAUUUACUCCACUUAUGGUGUCUCACUCAAGCUGGAUAUCCAAAAAAAAAAAAAAGGCAGAGAGGCCAUUGAUUAAAAAUAUCUUGGUCUUGGGUAAUCUCUUCAGUGGUUUUUGGUGUUCUCUAUCCAGUAUUGGUUCUACCACUUAAAAAUGGAGAACUCUUUUUUCCUACUCUACGCUUGCUGACUAUGAAGAACUCAGAGGACCAACAUUUGUAUUUAAGCAAA
Messenger RNA from Oenanthe melanoleuca, 3057 nucleotides. It is a transcript of the gene HAPLN1, whose product is annotated as hyaluronan and proteoglycan link protein 1. Gene Ontology annotation, molecular function: hyaluronic acid binding. Gene Ontology annotation, biological process: cell adhesion. The transcript has 5 exons. Lineage: Eukaryota; Metazoa; Chordata; Aves; Passeriformes; Muscicapidae. The record is from RefSeq and is a predicted model, not a curated record. Bases 105 to 1169 code for a protein of 354 amino acids.